Tachyglossus aculeatus (Australian echidna) is the source of this 7770-nucleotide messenger RNA. RefSeq names its product mitogen-activated protein kinase kinase kinase 1 (gene MAP3K1). The record is from RefSeq and is a predicted model, not a curated record. Lineage: Eukaryota; Metazoa; Chordata; Mammalia; Monotremata; Tachyglossidae. Gene Ontology annotation, biological process: protein phosphorylation. The coding region runs from base 1 to 5184 and encodes 1727 amino acids. The transcript is spliced from 26 exons. Gene Ontology annotation, molecular function: zinc ion binding; ATP binding; protein serine/threonine kinase activity. Gene Ontology annotation, cellular component: cytoplasm.
AUGUUCAUGGCCGACAAGGCGGUCCCAUGGCGAUUUGGGAUUUUAGAGCAUCUACCAGCUCCCAUUCCGACCUGGAACGACGAGCUUGGCUACCACUUACCCAGUCCUCCGGAGCCUCGGCUGGACAUUAACAUUUCCAUUCACACUUUCCCAACCUCGGCAUCAAGACUAGAAUUAGCAAGCAGCCCUAGCUAUAGCCCUGUACAACACAAAAUGACCAGCAAAAUGGUUGAUGGCAAUUUCGCUACUGCAGUGUUACCCAUCAAACUACACCAGUAUUUCAUAGAACUGGGGCUCAUAGGGCUUAUUAAUCAUCAGCCUCCCUUAUUUGACCGUGUUGCUCUUGGACCAGUUCACCGUGGUCAUCAGUCAAAGAAAGGCUCCUCCCCCGACCAUGACGUCAUCGCCCCUGACGUCAUCGCCCCGGCGUCCGCCCCCAGCCAAUCGGGACUUCGCUCCUUUACGUCAUCGCAAACCCGCCCAAUCCGACGCGACUGCGCCCCUUACGUCACCCCUAAGCCACGCCUCCGACUGGCCGUGGCCACGCCCCCUCCGUCCGCCGCGUGCACGCGCCGCGCUCCUCCGCGUAGCACAGGUCUUAGCGCGCCGCGGCGGGGCUCCUCCCCCGCCCCUGACGUCAUCGCCCAGGCCCCGCCGCCAGCCAAUCGGGACUCCGCCCCUUACGUCAUCGCAAGCCCGCCCAAUCCGACGCGACUGCGCCCCUUACGUCACCCACAAAGCCACGCCCCUACAGGCUGUGGCCACGCCCCCUCCGUCCGCCGCGCGCACCCGAGCGUAGCCCGCCACCGCGCCCCCGACCGGCCGUGGCCGCGCCUCCCGCGUGCACGCGCCGCGCUGCUCCGCGUGCCCGCGCCCGCGCGCGUCCCCGAGCGCAGCCCGCCAGAGAAGAUGGCGGCGGCGGCGGCGGCGGCGGCCGCGGCGGGGACGGGCCCCGCGGAGCCCCCCGAGGCCGGCGGGCGCGCGGGCGCGUGCACGGGCGCGGGAGCGAGCGCGGGUCGGGAGCGCGCCGACUGGCGGCGCCGCCAGCUGCGCCGGCUGCCGAGCGCCGAGCCGGUGGACCAGCUGGCCGAGCCGCCGCCGCCCCCUCCCUCCGCCCCCCCCGACCCGCAGCCGGCGGACCAGGCCGCCCCGGGUCGUGACAUGGAGAAUAAAGAAACCCUCAGGGGGUUGCAGAAAAUGGAUGACCGCCCAGAAGAGCGCAUGAUCAGAGAGAAGCUCAAGGCAACGUGUAUGCCCGCCUGGAAGCACGAGUGGCUUGAGAGGAGGAGUAGGAGGGGCCCCGUGGUGGUGAAACCGAUCCCAGUGAAAGCUGAUGGGUCUGAAAUGAACAAAACAGCAUCAGAAUCUCAAACCGACGGGCCCACCAAUACUUCCUCCCCAACCCCAAAAGGAAGGCGCAGCCCUUCUCCCAGUGGCUCAUCCUCGGUUCCGUCCCGAACCAUUAAAUCAGAAUCUCCAGGAGUCAGAAGAAAAAGAGUCUCUCCCGUCCCUUUUCAGAGCGGGCGAAUCACACCUCCUCGAAGAGCUCCCUCUCCAGAUGGCUUCUCCCCGUAUAGCCCGGAGGAAACAAAUCGCAGGGUCAACAAAGUUAUGCGGGCUAGGUUGUACUUGUUGCAACAGAUUGGACCCAAUUCUUUUCUGAUUGGAGGAGACAGCCCUGACAAUAAAUACAGGGUGUUUAUCGGACCUCAGACUUGCAGCUGUGCCCGCGGAACAUUUUGUAUUCACCUACUGUUUGUCAUGCUCCGAGUGUUCCAACUCGAACCUUCAGAUCCAAUGCUGUGGAGAAAGAGCUUAAAGAACUUUGAGGUUGAGAGUUUGUUCCAGAAAUAUCACAGUAGGCGUAGCUCAAGGAUCAAAGCUCCAUCUCGUAACACCAUCCAGAAGUUUGUCUCACGCAUGUCAAAUUCUCAUACGUUGUCAUCAUCUAGUACUUCUACAUCUAGUUCAGAAAACAGUAUGAAGGAUGAAGAGGAACAGAUGUGUCCUAUCUGCCUAUUAGGCAUGCUCGAUGAAGAGAGCCUUACAGUAUGUGAAGAUGGCUGUAGGAACAAGUUACACCACCACUGCAUGUCAAUAUGGGCCGAAGAAUGUAGAAGAAAUAGAGAACCUCUGAUCUGCCCUCUUUGUCGGUCUAAGUGGAGAUCCCAUGAUUUUUAUAGCCAUGAACUGCCUAGCCCCGUGGAGUCUCCGUCCGUCCUCCGGACUGUUCAGCAGCAAACGCUGCAACAGCAGCAGCAGCCCCUGGCUGCGUCACCAAGAAGGAGCCAAGAUAGUAAUUUUAACCUUACUCAUUAUGGAGUUCAGCAGAUCCCUCCUGCCUACAAAGAUUUAGCUGAGCCAUGGAUUCAGGUAUUUGGGAUGGAGCUGGUUGGCUGCUUAUUUUCUCGAAACUGGAAUAUCCGCGAGAUGGCCCUCAGACGUCUGUCCCACGAUGUCAGCGGGGCCCUACUGUUGGCUAAUGGCGAAAGCACUGGAAAUUCUGGCAGCAGCCCAAGUGCCGGAGGAGCUAGUGGGUCAUCUCAGGCUGGUAUCUCAGGAGACGUCGUUGUGGAAUCGUGCUGCAGUGUUCUGUCCAUGGUCUGUGCCGACCCCGUCUACAAAGUGUACGUUGCUGCUUUGAAAACUUUAAGAGCCAUGCUGGUGUAUACUCCUUGCCACAGCCUGGCAGAAAGGAUAAAACUACAGCGACUUCUCAAGCCAGUUGUAGAGACCAUAUUAGUCAAAUGUGCGGAUGCCAAUAGCCGCACAAGUCAACUUUCAGUUUCAACGCUGCUGGAGUUGUGCAAAGGCCAAACUGGAGAGCUAGCAGUCGGUCGAGAAAUACUUAAAUCUGGGUCCAUUGGCAUCAGUGGUGUGGAUUAUGUCUUAAGUUGCAUUCUUGGAAGCCAGACUGAACCAAGCAACUGGCAAGCACUGUUGGGGCGCCUUUGUCUAAUAGACAGAAUGUUAUUGGAAUUUCCUGCUGAAUUUUACCCCCAUAUUGUCAGUGGAGAGGUUUUACAGGCUGACACUGUACUAGACAGGUAUAAAAAGCUGCUGUCCCUCUUGAACUUCGCCUUGCAAUCCAUUGAUAAUUCCCACUCGAUGGUCGGCAAACUCUCCCGCAGGGUGUUUUUGAGUGCUGCAAGAAUGGUGGCCCGAGUGCCCCAGGUGUUCCUUAAAUUGUUAGAAAUGUUGAGCGGAACCAGCUCAACUCAUUACACAAGGAUGCGCCGCCGCCUCAUGGCCAUCGCCGACGAAAUGGAAAUCGCCGAAGCCAUCCAGUUGGGUACGGACGACUCCCCGAGUUGUCGACGGGAUUGCUUCAUGUCACCCUGCGCCCCUGAUCCCUCCCCAGAAGCGCCGGAAAGUAAUUCCCCCGACUACUUGACCCAGCUUGAAAAAACCGGGAAAGGAUUGUGCGAGGCGAAACUCAGCGCCGGUCCCGAGGACGUUUCGGAGACGCUGGCUGGCCUUUCCAUGGGACUCCCGGGGUCGGCGGUGACCACGGAGCAACCAAAGCCGACCCUUCAGGCGAAAGGCAGACCCCUCAGCCAGUGUUUGAACUCCUCGCCUUCUUCAUCGGGUCAUUCCCAGUUGUUAUUCCCAGGCCUGCCCUCCCCUUCGUCGCCUAGUCCAGCCGGCCCUGUGACAGAUCUCUCGAAACACAGACCCCAAGGAUUUGUUCCCUGCAAAAUGCCCUCCGCCUCGCCUCAGACCCAACGGAAAUUUUCUCUCCAGAUCCAGAGGACCUGCUCCGAAAUGAAAGAACUCGAAAAACUCUCCCCGAUCUUUACCCAGGCGAGGCCUGUGCCUUCCGCUCACAUACACAGGCCAAAGCCAUCUCGACCUACACCGGGCGAUGCGAACAGACCGGGGGAGAUCUCAAAAAACAGCAUGACCCUCGAUUUGAAUGACGCCUCGAAGGGUGGCCGGGCUAGCUGCGGCGGCGCCGUCAUUCCAAGCGACGAGACGGUUUUCACACCGGUGGACGACAAGUGCAGGCUGGAUGUCAAUUCGGAACUCAACUCCAGCAUCGAGGACCUGCUCGAGGCCUCCAUGCCCUCGAGCGACGGCACAGUCACUUUCAAGUCCGAAGUCGCGGUCCUGUCUCCUGAGAAAGCCGACAACGACAACACGUACAAGGAUGACGUGAGUCAUAAUCAGAAAUGCAAAGAAAAGAUGGAAGCCGAGGAGGAAGAAGCUCUAGCGAUCGCUAUGGCCAUGUCAGCAUCUCAGGAUGCCCUACCGAUAGUUCCCCAGCUCCAAGUUGAGAAUGGAGAAGAUAUCAUCAUCAUUCAGCAGGAUACCCCAGAGACCCUGCCAGGACACACCAAAGCAAAACAACAUUAUAGAGAAGAUGCAGAGUGGCUUAAAGGUCAGCAGAUAGGACUUGGAGCAUUUUCGUCUUGUUAUCAAGCUCAAGACGUGGGAACUGGAACUUUGAUGGCUGUUAAGCAGGUGACUUAUGUGAGGAACACGUCGUCAGAGCAAGAAGAAGUGGUUGAAGCCCUGAGAGAAGAGAUACGGAUGAUGAGCCACCUGAAUCAUCCUAACAUCAUUAGAAUGUUGGGUGCUACUUGUGAAAAGAGCAAUUACAAUCUCUUCAUAGAGUGGAUGGCAGGAGGAUCAGUAGCCCAUUUGCUGAGUAAAUAUGGAGCCUUCAAGGAAUCAGUAGUUAUUAACUACACAGAACAACUGCUUCGUGGUCUCUCCUACCUCCACGAGAACCAGAUCAUUCAUAGAGAUGUCAAAGGUGCCAAUUUGUUGAUUGACAGCACGGGUCAGAGAUUGAGAAUUGCAGAUUUUGGAGCUGCAGCCAGGUUGGCUUCCAAAGGAACUGGGGCGGGAGAGUUUCAAGGGCAGUUGCUGGGCACCAUUGCAUUUAUGGCCCCGGAGGUGCUAAGAGGCCAGCAGUACGGAAGGAGCUGUGACGUGUGGAGUGUUGGCUGUGCUAUUAUAGAAAUGGCUUGUGCCAAACCACCGUGGAAUGCAGAGAAACACUCCAAUCAUCUGGCUCUGAUCUUUAAGAUUGCUAGCGCGACUACUGCUCCGUCGAUCCCGUCACAUCUUUCUCCCGGCUUACGGGACGUGACUCUUCGGUGUUUAGAGCUUCAACCUCAGGACAGACCUCCUUCGAGAGAGCUACUGAAGCAUCCAGCCUUCCGGACUACUUGGUAGCCAGCUGAAAAGGGCGGCGAACAAAGAAUCGAUGCUACUAAACGCCUAGAGGAAAAACAAAAAUCAACUGUAGCUUGCAGUGCUGGUGAGCACGGCAGCUCGGAUCGUUCUGCUGGCCGAUAAGGCCGGCGGAGGACUCCUACCUAAGUAUGUGAUUGACAAAUCGAGAUCUUAAGCUCAGUAUGCAAAAUUCCAGGACUUGUGCAGGAACUGUAAAACUGUGCCUUUCAAAGAUCUGGCCCCUGGCGAACGAGAAAAAGCAACUUAAGUCUGCACGACUCAAUAGCAGUUGCGUAUUUUGAUUUUGUUUUGGAGCACUUUUUCAGCAAUAUUAGCAGCUGAGGGGCUCAGGAUCUAUUUCAAUAUCGUCAUCAUUCUUCCUCUUUCACAUCAAGCGGUCAUAAAGAAGGGGCUUCUCUGGUUUCAUUCAGAUCUUUUGUCACUGGCUGAAAAGAAAAUCCAUAUCUGCCUCUUUUAGAACAGCGUGUGCUCUGAGAAGUAAAAAUUGCAUGUAUUUUUUUUUUUUCAAUCGAUGAGAGAUCUGGGUUACCUGCCUCAGCCUCGUUUUAAAAGCGACUGGGCAAUAAUGGUUUCAUUGUGCAUUUUACUGUUGGCCCAUUCAUUUCGUGUUUUGGGGUUUUUCUUUUUUGUUUAUAAGGUUAAUAGUUCUGUAUUUUCAUUUGACCAUCGUUUUUAUUUAACAUUCAGGGAUAGAUGGUCUUUUCACACCAGAAAAAAAAAGAAACUUAACCCUGAGCAACAACCAGACAUCUCACUAGAAUUCACAGAAUGUCUUGCUGUGGCCAGGGUUUUUUUAAUGCAGGUGAUUUGAAAUCUGGAAUGCAAUAAGACUACUUUUAUUGAGGCAGGUAUCUGGGGUCUGCUACUGCAGGUUGUUUAAGAAAAAACAGAAUAUCAAGUUGGCUCGGUGUUGCACAGCUUGCAACCAAAAUCGAGGGUUUCUUUUUAAACUGCAUGAGCCUUUUUUUAAAAAAAAAGUCUGUUUCUUUUGGCUAACUAUAGGCAAAGUUUUACCCCCAAAAAACCUUCUCCAGGAAAUAAAACUUCCCCCACAUUCACUGCCGAUCUAAUGUUUUAACUGCUGUCUUCCACCGGUCACCAUUUUUUUUUUUUCUUUUGGUGGGGCAGAGAUCCAGCCGGUGGAUCCUUUACUUGACGUGCUGAAAUUUUUACCUUUUUAUUUAGAAAGGUAAGAAUUUUUCCUUGGACCUAAAAAUUUGUUCAAAUUAGAGUGGAGUGGACUCUCCUUCACUUUUACUUGAGUUCUGCAGUUUUUGAAGGGUUUUACAGCAGGCACAUGGGGAUCCCGACGCUUUGGCUUCCCACGCACGUGAUCCCGAAGGAAAGUGGCAGCUGGUGAGUCUCUCCAACCAAGUACUGAUUCAGCGUCUAAUACCAUUUGAUGAAAUGUUCAAAAACAUUUAACUCUUCAGAAAUCAGGGGAAGUGUGGCAGAGUGAAACAGAAUUGGUUAUUCAAUCUCAAAGACUCAGGACAAAACUUAGAUAAGCUAUAGCGUACAUUGCGAAAUGUAGAGCACCAAUUGGAACAAAAAAAAAACAAGUUACAAGAGAAGUUUACAGAAGCAUAUUGCUUAUAAUAAUACGAAAAGCAGUUUUAUUGGUGAAUGUUGUAUUUCUCCGUGAAAUUUUACAUUCCUUUGAGAAGAUUGGAAAUCUUUGAAGAGUUAAAAGUAUCGAAAUGUGAAGUUUGGUAGCUCUAACUGUAUUGUACUUGAUUUCCUUUUUUUUCUCCUGUUUUUUUUUUCCUUCUUUUUCCCUUUUUUGACUACUUAGAAUUUUCACAAUUCUAAGGAGAUGGUUUCCAGCUCUCUUAUGUGCAAGCUUUAAAGGAUGCACUCUUGCCAUUUUAUGUACUGGAAGAUGAUCAGUUGUCAGAUUAAUACUGUUUCUGACAGAUUUAAACUGUAUAAACUGAUGAACCUCAGCUAAUCAGUAUUACUUUGUAGAUGACCAUGCCUACCACAUUUCGAACUCAGACGGCCUCUAGAUGUUAAAACGCAUUGUUUGAGUUUGUUUGGAUUUCCCUCAGCUUGCUGGUAAUUGUGGUGUAAUUUUUUUUGUUUUGGUUUUUUUUUUUUUAAUGCAGAUGUGAUGUAAUCUUAUUUUCUGUGGAUCAAAGCUGGACUGAAAAUUGUAUUGUGUAAUUAUUUUUGUGUUCUUAAUGUUAUUUGGUACUUUAAGUUGUAAAUAAUGUCUACUGCUGUUUAUUCCAAGUUUCUACUACCUCAGGUGUCCUAUAGAUUUUCUUCUACCAAAGUUCACUUCCACGAUGACAUUCUUUGCUAUGUGAUUAUGAUUCCUUUUAAGGCUUCCAGGGCUCAAGGGCUAACUUCUAGUAGCACCUUACUGUGCAAGCAAAUGUUACAAAAAAAAAAAAAAAAAUCUCUGGGUUAAGAAAAUCUGGCUUAAAUGUAUCCUUUGUUACUUUGAAUAUAUCCAGAUAUUUUAAUUAAAAGUUUUUACCCCCUUGAACCAAUUUUAUAGUAUUUGUACCUAUUUUGGUGUUUUGUCUUUAUAGUAAAUAAAGUUUUUGAACAAAAGUG